This is a messenger RNA of Kwoniella shivajii, 1755 nucleotides long. RefSeq names its product gamma-glutamyltransferase. The coding region runs from base 1 to 1755 and encodes 584 amino acids. Lineage: Eukaryota; Fungi; Basidiomycota; Tremellomycetes; Tremellales; Cryptococcaceae. The record is from RefSeq and is a predicted model, not a curated record. The transcript is spliced from 15 exons.
AUGGCACCUCUCGAUUUCUCCCGUCUCCAUCCAUCGCAUAAUCCUCAAUUCGCUCAUUUCCCUUCUAGGAGAUCUACCAUCUUCUCGACGAAAGGAGCCGUAGCUACUUCUCAACCUCUGGCAUGCCAAGCAGGUUUGGAAAUACUUAACAAGGGCGGAAAUGCAGCCGACGCAGCUGUGGCUACUGCUGCUGCCUUGAAUGUCAGCGAGCCUUCUUGUACUGGUAUCGGAGGAGAUGUCUUUUGUCUCUUCUACGACGCCAAAACCAAGACAGUCCGAGGAAUCAAUGGAUCAGGUAGAUCACCAAAAGCUCUGAAUUUGGAAUAUCUCAGAAGUCAAGGUAUAACAGGUGACAGUAUCCCAUUGACCAAUUUGAAUUCAGUGACUGUACCUUGUGCAGCCGCAGGAUGGAUCAAAACAGUAUCCGAACUCGGUUCAGGUAAUCUUUCAAUGAGAGAGAUCUUGGAUCCAGCUAUCAGAUUAGCUAGAGAAGGUGUAGCAGAACAUGAGUUGAACAGUAAAGCUUGGCAACGUUCUGAAAACCUUAUCAAGAAUGCUUCGCCCAAUUGGAAAGAAAUGAUGAUGCCUGAUGGAAACCCUCCACAACCGUCAAACGUGAUGAUCCACUCCCAGCUAGCUGAUACUUUCGAAGCUGUCGCCGAGCAUGGAAGAGCAGGGUUCUACGAAGGACGGAUAGCCCAAGCCAUAGUAGAACUUGUCCAAUCAGGAGGAGGAGUGAUGACACUUGAAGAUUUAGCUGAAUGUGAUGUGGAAGUCAUACAACCUAUAAAAUACGACUUUAAAGUUGGAGAAGCCGGUGAUCAAGGUGUUUCACUUUGGGAAUGUCCACCAAACGGUCAAGGCUUGACUGCUUUAGUAGCUUUAGGUAUAAUCGAAGCUGUAGAAACUCAACAUGGUAUUGAUGUCCUGGAACUACCUCAUAAUUCGACUACUUAUCUGCAUAUACUGAUCGAAGCUCUAAGACUCGCAUUUGCCGCCCGAUACUAUGUCACAGAUCCGGCAGUAGUUCAUGUCCCUGUCGAAGAGCUCUUGAGCAAGGAAUACCUCAACAAAAGAGCAGCCCUAAUCGAUCUUAAAAAGUCAACAACCAUAUCUCAUGGCAAUCCUAUCAACUCAAGUGAUACAGUAUAUCUGGCAACAGCGGACAAAGAAGGGAACAGUUGUUCGUUCAUUGCGUCAAACUAUGCAGGAUUCGGAACCGGUGCUAUACCCAAAGGAACAGGAUUCACCCUUCAGAAUCGAGGAACCGGUUUUACACUUCAAGAAGGACAUCCCAACAAUAUCCAAGGAGGUAAAAGGCCUUAUCACACAAUCAUACCUGCUAUGGUUACUCAGAAUGGGGAAUUGUUGAUGUCUUAUGGUGUAAUGGGAGGAUUCAUGCAACCACAAGGACAUGUUCAAGUUCUUCUGAACAAACUUCGUGGAUUUUCCGUUCAAUCUUCUCUUGACGCACCUAGAUUCUGUAUUUCAGCUGGAUUACCCGAUGCGAGCGAUAAGAACGCAGACGCUGCCGGUGAUAUAAAUAGUGAGAUUUGGUUUGAGGAAGGAAUACCUUUAGAGACAGUACAAGAACUGGCCGCAAUGGGUCAUCAAUGUGAAGUAGCAGUAGGAUACGCAAGAUCGAUAGCUGGAAGGGGUCAGAUUAUCCAAAAAGUAGUUGAUCCAAAUGGAAGGAGAGUAUGGGCCGCUGGAUCUGAUUUAAGAGGUGAUGGAUGCGCUGUAGGACAGAUCUAG